CAAAUGCUAUCUGGCAGCACUGACAAAACGCAGUCUAUGAAAUAUUUUUGUCUAAUGCAUGAAUGUUACAAACCUGCUGUCUUUGCGCCUGUAUACAAUAUUGUUAUUGCUUCAGUGCUAUUACUUUUACUUUACUUUUUUAUAAAAUAAUUGUAAACACAAUGGGAAGGCUCGCAGCUGUCAUAGUCAAGCGCAGGAAUCGUAACCAGUCGUACAUUGAAGUGUAAAAAAAUAUUAUCGACAAAUAAUGUUAUUAACGGAAAGAUGAGGUUUUCAUGGUUAUUUUUUAUAUUAUCUACCAAUGUCUGCAUCGGAACUGUGUUCACGCAAAAUGACAGCACUACAAGAACGAACAUCCGAAGUGAUUACAAAACAACAAUUUUACAACUGUCGGAAACGCUGGCGGCGAAAUUCAAUGAUUUAGUUGUAAAAGAAUUAGGCAGCGACUACACAUCACAUUUUGAAAUUCGUUCUGCAUAUAAGGUUAGUCACCAGGACUCGGAUAUCGAAUUACUGAAUAACAUCGCAGAUAAACUAAGCUACAAGAUAUCUUCGGCCAAAAUUAUACUACGUGAUAUGUACAAUGUCUUAAGCGACAACAGCACACCGUCUUUUACCCAUCCAUGUCCGUUUAACUCUAUACGUAAGUCAGUAUUUAUAAGAAGCUCGAAUAUCUAUGAAAGCUUACCACUCCAGGAUCCGAAGUUAAAAAUGUUGGAUCGUUUCAAAGAUAUCAAAGUUAAGAGACAGUAUUUUCUUUCACAUAUAGAUUAUGCCACUGACAGAGAUUGUACAGCAAUGCCACAUUCUAAUUUAAGAUAUUUAUAUCACAAAGUUGUGCAUCCGGAACCAAAGUUAGUAGUUUUUAUUAUAGAUAAUAAUAUGAGCUCAGAUUCACUUCAGCAUGCAGUGAAUGUCGCAAAAGAAACAGUUUAUGCACUACAAAGUGCUGAUUUGUUUGCUCUUAAGAUGACGAACAUGACCGACUUCAUGAAGUUUGAAGAUUCAUGCAGUAUCGAAGGAAUUUCUGAUUUGGGUAAUGCCACAGACAAUAACAAGCUUCUAUUUCGAGAACAUUUGGCUGCUAUAGAUAUUUCAUCAUUAAGUUUAUCACCAACAUUGAUCAGUAAUGAACUAAAGAAUUUGCUGAGUCAAAGAACAUUACCAAAGAACAAACUACUAAUUUUCCUCACUGACACAAAGGUUUUGAAAAAUGAAACAUGGCUGAAAAUGUUUCCAUAUUCAAUGAAAAAAGAUGACAGUGUACAUUUUGCCAUUGGAUUGAUAUAUGAAAAUCAAAUAGACAGGAAUAGCUCUCUUGGUAUCUUGCAUAUCGAUAAGUGGCACACUCACUCAAACAACCAUUCAGUAAUGAGACUGCACAUAAAUGACAGUGCUGUGAUCGGCCAAGUGGCUUCGGCAUUUAUAUCUCUGCUCCCUGGCAAGUUUGAUGACAGAGAAAUAAAAAUUGAAGGUCCAAUAUGGGAGGCAACAGAAAGAGAUUUCAUGGUAUCUCUGGUACAACCAACACUAACUGGAGUGUUAGGACUCGAUCUCUACUGGUCAGAUUUAGCAGAAGACAUCAUAUAUUUCAAAGGCGACCACAAAAAGAAAGCAUUUGUCAUGGAUUUUGGAGGUAAAGUUUUAAUGCACACAUACUUUCCACGUCCUGAAACAGCCAUAGAUAAAAUAAAGUUUACAAAUUUAGAAAAUAUAGACACAUAUAAAUAUAUAAAUGAUAUCAAAACUGGUAUGUACUCAAAAAGUUUUGGUAACCUAUCGGUGUCAUCUGAUGAUAGUAAUUCAAGCAGCCCAUUAAUUUAUUCCUGGAAGUGGGUAGACAACUUAUAUAUUGUAUGCAUUGUUUCCAAACAAUCUGCACAAAAUAGUUUAAAUAAAACAAAUGUAUAUUUUGCUAGAAGCAACAAAGAAAUAUUGUUUCAUAGAUUAGAUUUAUUUCCUCCAAAAUCGGGCAAAAUAUGUCGUCAUUUUAAACAAAUUGCUACUAUUGACCAAGGUACUGUUUACCUUAGUCCUUCCAGUUUUCAAUCACCAUUCACUUACUUGUAUGACAUGGGGGAUGGACAAGAAGCUGUAACUUAUAUGCAAAACUACUUAGCAUAUUUGAAAAGUGUAGCACACGGCUUGCUCUCUAAUCCAGGUCUUAAAAACGAAAUUCAACAAGAUGUAGGUUAUUUAAAUACUCUAUUAUCAUUUUAUAAGAGACAACACUUACACGGGCCAUACUCUAAGUAUGUUGUCAGAAGGUAUGCCGUUACAGAGAGCGGAGUUCUAGUAAUGUUUCCUGGUACAGUUUUAGAAUAUGACUAUGAACCUGUAAGAAGGCCAUGGUACACUUAUGCAAUUGAAAACCCUGGAAAAAUUAUAUUGACCCCUCCUAAUUUGGAUGUUGGAGGUGCGGGAUAUAUUGUUUCCCUGUCUUAUGCUGUAAAGAGCUCAUUAUAUCCUACAAUGGUAGUUUCAAUGGAUAUGACAAUGGGUUUUCUUUAUAAACUCCUAAUCGAUAAUAUGCCUGUUUGUGCAGGUUCUUCUAUGAAAUGUUUCAUUAUGAACAAUCGAGGGUAUUUAAUUUCACAUCCCGGUUUAAUGGAUCCUAACAGCUCUGGUCCAAUUGAACAGCAACAUAUUACACAUAAGGAAUCCAUGAUAGCUAUAGACAUGUUGAAUCAUAAAAGCUUUGUGUCGAAACGAUUGUGUAAUAACUUUUAUGAUAAAACUAUACAGAGAUUUUAUGAAUUUAACAUAUCCCUGUCCGAUGUGCUCUCUAACGUAGUUUCAGGUGAUCAUUGUGUUCAUUAUUACAUUGCUGCUAUUCCUGGAACUAAUGCCUUUGUAGGUCUCGUUAACGCAUCUUGCCCGAACGCAUUCUGUCCUUGUAGUAUAAAUGAUCGGCUGUGUCUCAAUUGCAAUCGUAUGGAACAAACGGAGUGCGAAUGCCCUUGCGAAUGCAGCUCCGAAAUCUACGAAUGCGCCAACUCGAACGUGUCACGUUUUAAUCAAGAUAUUCCCUUAUGUGGCAUGAUGUUAGAGAACAACAAUCACAAGUCGCAUUACUUUUAUAACUUUGCUGAGAAUUUAAAAACUUGCUUUGAUUUUCAAUGCGAGACCUACACGUCGCACUCUUCUUGUUUAGGCGUUUUAGGGUGCGAGUGGUGUCAGAUAGACACGGAUGGCAGUAGCACAUUACUAGCUCCUUUUUGCACUUCUCAGUCCACUUGCUUCAAUGGCGUUUUGGGAGCGGUAACUCCGUACGGCGAAGGAACUUACGGUCACAUGAACAGAGACGCUUUAGGUGGUUAUUCGGCAAUAGGACCCAUUGCAGGUUGCAUAGUGACUGUUAGUUUGAUUGUAGCGGUAGCGAUAUACUGUUACCGACAGAAUGUAACUUCGGCUAGCUGUCAUAAUUUAUACGUGGACGGACCCGCAGAAACUUGGCAUGAUCCAGACGUGCAAAUGAGCCAACUGCAUUCUGAUGACGUUCACGAUCAAUCCGGUCACGACAAAUUACUACCGGCAAUGGAAAUGGAAGCUCCGAUAUCUCCGUAUAGAGUAGUGACAGGGUACCGGAGGGCGCAUACUGCGGGUGGCUCCGAUCAUGGUUAUUCAACAAUGACGCCGCAUGAAGAUUCGGAAGCCACGGGAUUCUCUGUAAAUGAUCCCAUUAUAUUGUCAGAUGACACUAAAUCUGACAUCAGCUGUCCACUUCCCGCCAAAAUAAAGCCGCGUUUAAAAUCGGGAGACCUAAAUGUUACAGUUUUGCCAUGCGGUAAGAAUAGUAUCAUAGCUCCGGUGACGGUCCAUCGACAUAUGGAAGCAUCAUGAAUUAUCAUUAUUAUUGUCACGUUUUUUUCGACUUAUCUACCUCUAGUACUUAUUAGUUAGACAUUUUAAACCAUUACUAUUGUACCUAUUGUAUAAUAACUAUAUAUGUAUACGAAGAUUAAAUGCUUGAACACGUGCUUCGGGAACCGUUCCACUUACAUUGAUGAAUAAUAUUUCCACUACCUAACUUACAUAGAAAUAAUAUUCAUUCAAGCACAACGUAUUAUAGUUUUGUCGUGAAUCAAUGAGAUAAAAGGAAGGCAGCUUUCAGACGCACCCUGCGUUCUGACGAAGCUGUGGAUUCCGUCCAUGCCUGUUUUGAAUUAUCUUAUUGUAUUGCGUACAGUGCAGCUGUGAAACAUUUUGAUGUGGUGUCCAUUUAUCAUCCGUAGGCGUUUUCUAAAAAAACUGUGCUUAGUGCGAGUUUUUAACGUUCUCGUUAGCGUAAAAGUUAACGUUCGCCGCUAGGGGCGCUGCUCCAAUUGCAUACAAUAAGUCUGAAGUUGUCGUUUCUGAAGUCGUCGUGGCCUAAAGGAUAAGACGUCCGGUGCAUUCGUAUCGAGCGAUGCACCGGUGUUCGGUUUGAAGGGUGGGGCAGCCGUUGUGACUAUACUGAGACCUUAGAACUUAUAUCUCAAGGUGUGUGGCGCAUUUACGUAGUAGAUGUCUAUGGCUCUAGUAACCACUUAACACCAGGUGGGUUGUGAGUUCGUCCACACGUCUAAGCAAUAAAUAAAUAAAAAUAUACAAAUUUGAGUUAACUUUUACGCUAUCGAGAACGUUAAAAAACUCGCACUAAGCAUGCUGUUUCAGCAAGCCAUGUCGAGUUAUGAUACAUUAUAUUAAACAAACAGAUUUUCACAAUUCAGUGUUCCUAUUUUGCGUAUGGGUGGGACGGAUCUCCCGAGCGCCAUCCUGCGGGUAAUCAGCGAGCCUCAAUUAGAAAUUAAUUACCUCAUUAACACGAGGUUUGAAGCUCGGUAAGCUAAGUUAAACUUUAUACAUCUACUUAAAAAACGUGGUGCUUUCUCAUCGUUAUUAUUAUUUACUGUGGUAUAAAUGUUCCAUUGAAAUACUUAAUUUUUGCAAUUAAUAUCAAAUUUGAAAUGUUAAUUGAACGUCCAGAAAUGAAACGUGUAAUUUAUAAUUUAUGAUCUUUUGAUCAGUCUUUAUUAUUAUGUACUUAAAUUUGAUAAUCCUAAAGUUCUCUAAAGCUUUAAUGUCUUAAAACUUUAUUAUUAUUACAAUAAUGAUUUUUGCAUCAUAAACAGUAAUCGUAUCGAGGUUGUAUUUACAGGUAAACUUUUGUAUGACAAUUUUUGAUAAUGUAAUUUUUGUAUUUAGUUUGUAAGAAUAAAAUAAAUGAUACGUGCCAGUGCCUCUAAAACUAAGUUAUUUAUAGGCUUAUUUUUAGGAUGAAAUUAAUUUUGGCAUUUAUUCGAUGUAUUAAAUUUCUUUUGUAAAUA
Molecule: messenger RNA, 5309 nt
Organism: Bombyx mori (domestic silkworm)
Lineage: Eukaryota; Metazoa; Arthropoda; Insecta; Lepidoptera; Bombycidae
Product: VWFA and cache domain-containing protein 1
Exons: 1
Coding region: 265-3843 (1192 amino acids)
Cellular component (GO): voltage-gated calcium channel complex
Molecular function (GO): voltage-gated calcium channel activity
Source: RefSeq, a predicted model, not a curated record